AUGGAAAUAUAUAGUAAUCCAUUUGCUUUGGACGUGGCUAUUGCUUUCCACGAGAUAAUGUUGAAAACGAAUUUUAAUAUUGCGUACCUGUCCAUUCAAAAUUGCAACUUCCCGAAGACGAUAUCCAUUGUCUUUAACACAGAUGCGCAUUACAAUAGAUACGACAAACGGUCUGAGAACUGCGUGGACAUAAUUGAUUUGUACGAUGCCGUUGGAAACGUGUAUAGUUUACAAGACGAAGGAGAUUGUCAAGAAUUGGAAUAGAGAAUCGUGAAUGAACCUGAUUAUUGAUGAUAUUAUUGUAAUUGAAUAAUAUAUAUAUGUAUAAUAUCCUGACCAAAAUGAUAUUACGCAAGUAUCAAUGCAAUAUUUAUGAUACAUUUUAGAUCCCGAGCGUAGCGUGGGAGCUAUGGUUUUACAAUGCUGUUUAUUAUUAUUAUUUUUUUUGUU
This is a messenger RNA of Cinara cedri, 450 nucleotides long. NCBI's taxonomy places the organism in Eukaryota, Metazoa, Arthropoda, Insecta, Hemiptera, Aphididae. The record is from the annotation of a GenBank genome assembly.